Osmerus eperlanus (European smelt) is the source of this 1612-nucleotide messenger RNA. RefSeq names its product WW and C2 domain containing 1 (gene wwc1). Gene Ontology annotation, cellular component: cytoplasm. Bases 1009 to 1602 code for a protein of 197 amino acids. Gene Ontology annotation, biological process: regulation of DNA-templated transcription; negative regulation of organ growth; regulation of hippo signaling. The record is from RefSeq and is a predicted model, not a curated record. The transcript is spliced from 6 exons. NCBI's taxonomy places the organism in Eukaryota, Metazoa, Chordata, Actinopteri, Osmeriformes, Osmeridae. Gene Ontology annotation, molecular function: kinase binding; molecular adaptor activity.
UACAGCAGCAUCGCGAGCCUAACAGCACUCCCGACCGACCGAGACAAGUCGUGGUUGAAACUUGCUGCUCCUGUCCCUUUAAGGGAAGAAGAAACAUGUUAACAACGAUUCUUUAAUCAUUAAGUUUGUUGAGGAUUAUUCGGAAUUUUACGGGAACGAUUCAUCACGUCUGGAUUGCUAACUCGGCUGGAUUUUGUGGAAUGGCUGACGAGUUCAUUGAAAACGAUGCUAGCUGGGUGGUUAGCAGGGGUAUCGUUGACUAAACAUGGUGGCCACUAGCCGAAAUUUUUGAGGGCUUUGAAACAAUCAUAUAGGAUAGGUUCGCUUUGUAUCCCGUAACAUUGUAGCAACGGUGAAUGUUGCACUACAACUGUGUAUUCAAACUUGAACAUUUCAAAGGCACGUUGCUUUUAUGCAGAAUACUUCAGAAGGAGUCCUAACUGUCCGACACAAUACUUGUCAAGAACCGUGGACAACACGCUUGAAAAGUUGUCAAGUUGUUCUUCAUUCUCGGUGAAGUAUGUUGUGCACUAAGUAGGCUAUCUGGUAUGAAAACACAGCUAGCUCUACGAGACUCGAAUUCUCAUCGCGUAUACGCUAUGUGCGUCUUAUAAAGUAGCAAUGACUAGUCAUACAUAGGCAACUAAACAUUGCAACCUAUUAUCUUAGCACGGCUUGCAAUGCUAUUAUUGGGUUACAACAAUCCGAAAUAGAUUAAGCAGCAUUCUGAAGAUAAAGCCUAUAAAUCAUGGUAAAAUAACACAUUGCAGUCGAGGGGUAUCAGAUUGGGCUAUUUGGAAUACUCUGCUGCCAACAUGCGUGGCGAGACGUUAUGGAUUAUCGCGUAAUCCAACACGCGCCAGGCCGGAAUUUGGGAACUGAUGGAGCAGAGUGAUGUUGCCACACAUUUCUAAUGCAAAUUCAGCGCCACAUGUUUCAAAAAUGACGGUUUACAUUCGGUAGAUUUUAGAGGACUCGUGGAGGAUAUUACAUGGAGACUCGCCUGACAUGCCAAGGAAGGAGUUACCGCUACCGGAGGGUUGGGAGAAAACCCGGGACUUUGACGGGAAAGUCUACUACAUCGACCACAUUAACCACACAACCAGUUGGAUAGACCCGCGAGACAGGCAGACCAAGCCGCUGACGUUCGCUGACUGUAUAGGAGAUGAGCUGCCGGUGGGCUGGGAGGAGGCCUACAACCCUGCUGUGGGAGCCUACUAUGUAGACCACAACACCAAGAGCACCCAGCUGGAGGACCCCCGGGUGCAGUACCAGCGGCAGCAGGAGUUGAUGCUGAGGGAGUACCUGGGCGUGGCUCGCCAAGCCGUCAGCGCCCAGCAGGAGACCUACCGGGUGAAGGAGUACCGUCUGCAGCUGGCCCAGCAGGAGUACCGGGCCCUGCACGACACCUGGAGGAACCGCACCGGCUCCCAGAGCAGCUUGAACUCCAGGUCGUCCUCAAGCAGCAAAUAUGACCCAGAAAUCCUCAAAGCAGAGAUAGUGACGGCUAAAAGCAGUGUGAACCAGUUGAAGAGAGACUUGGCCUGUAUGAAACAGGAGUUGCUGUUCAAAGAGCAGGGCUUCCAGACUCUGAAGGCGUGAGACCAGAAGG